AUCUGGGGAAGGAGGAAUCAUUUAUAAACCCUUGAUAUUGGUGCUCUAUUGUCAUGUUCUUACUUUUUAGCCCUUAGACCCGAAGUCCCAAAACCUCAAAGAAAAACCUCCUUCCAGUUGCAAGCGCAGCCGUUUCAUCCUGCUUCAUCCCAUACAACCAUCCUCCGUCACCAAUCGAUCAACUGUUUGAAAAAGUCACCGCACAAAAGACUGGCGAUAUGGGCACCCAGGGAACCACAGUGAAUGAAGAAAAGCAACCUGUCGAAGCUUCCAAAGCGUCGCCUGAUCUCAAUGAUUACAAGAUUAUCAAGGAAGGCGAAGCAGAGAUUCUUAUGCACGCCAAGAAUGUAGUCUUUUACAACAAAGCUCAGGUAAACAACAGAGACAUGUCGAUUGCUGUUUUAAGGGCAUUUAUAGCAAAGCGAAAGCAAGAGCAUGAAAUGUUUAUCUCAAAAAAAGCAAAAGCACCAUCAAAUAAUACAGACAAAUCUGGUACUGAACUGGAUCCUCCAGUCCAUUUUGAUCAGAGUAAUGGGGCACCGAGUAAUGGGUGUGAAACGACAAAAGAGAAGUCUGAGGAUGAACAAUGUAGCAUUUCAGAAGAGCCAACAAAAAAUCCAGGGGGGAAAUGCAGAGAACUGAAGUCACCACGGAUCCUUGAGGCACUAUCAGCUUCUGGUUUGAGGGCUUUAAGAUAUGCUCGUGAAAUUGAAGGGAUUGGUCAAGUUAUAGCCUUGGACAAUGAUAAGGCUUCUGUUGAAGCUUGUCAGAGAAACAUAAAAUUCAAUGGUUCUGUAGCCUGUGCAAAGGUGGAGUCUCACCUUGAUGAUGCUCGUGUUUAUAUGCUCACCCAUCCAAAAGAAUUUGAUGCGGUUGAUCUAGAUCCCUAUGGUUCGCCCUCUGUGUUCCUGGAUGCUGCUGUUCAGUCUGUUGUUGACGGGGGCAUAUUAAUGUGUACUGCCACUGAUAUGGCAGUGCUGUGUGGAGGAAAUGGGGAGGUUUGCUAUUCCAAGUAUGGUUCCUAUCCACUGAGAGGAAAAUACUGUCAUGAAAUGGCGUUGAGGAUACUCCUUGCCUCCAUUGAGAGCCAUGCAAAUCGACACAAAAGAUACAUUGUUCCCAUACUGUCAGUUCAGAUGGACUUCUAUGUGCGUGUCUUUGUUCGCAUCUAUACUUCAGCAAGUGCUAUGAAGAACACUCCACUAAAGCUGUCAUAUGUGUAUCAGUGCAUUGGCUGUGAUUCUUUCCAUCUUCAGCCGAUUGGGAGGACUGUGUCCAAGAACAACAGUGUGAGAUUUCUUCCUGGGUUUGGUCCUACAGUUCCUCAAGAAUGCAGUGAUUGUGGUAAGAAAUUCAACAUGGGCGGUCCUAUAUGGUCUGCUCCCAUCCAUGAUCAAGAAUGGGUAGCUUCCAUGCUCGCAGAUGUAAAAUCAAUGAAGGCACACUAUCCAGCUUAUGAGAGAAUCUGUGCUGUACUGACAACAAUUUCAGAGGAAUUACCGGACGUUCCUCUGUUUCUCAGUUUGCACAAUCUCUGCGCGACACUCAAAUGCACCUCCCCCUCAGCAGUGAUAUUUCGGUCUGCAGUGAUCAAUGCAGGAUAUCGUAUAUCAGGAACUCAUGUGAAUCCCCUGGGGCUUAAAACAGAUGCUCCAAUGGAUGUCAUAUGGGAUAUAAUGCGGUGUUGGGUCAAAAAUCAUCCCGUGAAAGCUCAAUCACCUGACCUCUCUGGAAGCGUCAUUCUUGCGAAGGAACCUGUUCUGCAGGCCAACUUUGCACGGGCUGUUGCAUCGCUGAGCAAAGCGCAGGCAAAGAAGGUUGCACGUUUCCUUCCCAACCCUGAACGACAUUGGGGCCCAAAACUCAGAGCAGGCCGGCAGAUCACUAGUAAACACGUUUCUCUUUUGGGCCCAGAAGCGGUGAAUGGAUUAAACAUUGAUGAAGAAGAUGGUGAAGAACCUGCAACAAAGCGUAUGAAGACAGAAGAUCCUGCUCUUGAUUCUUAAAGUUGUAAAUCUGUCUAUUGAAAUGUUUCCGCAGCAGGAUGAGCAUUUUAUUUGACAAUACAUUUCUUCUGCUGCAUUUAAUGGCACAGAGAAAGAAGCAGCCCAAACGGAUAAGUAUGGAAGGUCUUACUUGCAUCAAAAGGAAGAUCAUAGCUCGGUGCCUUGAAAUCUUGAAUCAUGAAGGAAGGUGUUUUAUUUAAUAUUCUUUUUAGAUUCCUUGCUGUUUUCCGCUAUUGUACGAACAUUUUUAUUAUCUCAGUGUUUUCGGUCAGUGAGGGCAUGAUCAAUAAAACCAACUGAUGUGCAUGUAAACAUAGUUCGUUGCAGCAUAUUGAGUUUUAUUUUUACUUUUUA
This is a messenger RNA of Cuscuta europaea, 2360 nucleotides long. The record is from the annotation of a GenBank genome assembly. NCBI's taxonomy places the organism in Eukaryota, Viridiplantae, Streptophyta, Magnoliopsida, Solanales, Convolvulaceae.